GACGAAAGCAGCCUGAAUGCGUUACGUGGACAAUAGCUUUAGAUUUUUGCUGCAUGCAAUAUAUGACGAACGUUAAACCAAGUCCCGCCUCUCCACUUGCAAGAGAGAGACAAGGUUGUCUACACCUGAGCCACUUCUGUCAGUGGGAAGCCAACGAAUGCGCUUCUAUAAUCUAAACGUCCGCGUCGCCGCAGGGAUAUAACAGCCCAUCGGAAUCUAUCCAUCUUACCGCAUUUUACCCCAUCUGCACCGUAACUGCGCCCAGGUGUGACAGAGGGUGUUGGUAACCCAUGAAUGGGGCCGAGCGUGCCCCCCGCCACCACGUCUGCCUGUGUGCCUGUGGGGACUAUGCGCGGCGCAACCCUGAAUGCACUGGCCGGUGGUUUGCGAGAACAGGGAGGGGGCUGGAGCGGCAGCAGGGGGUCGAAGGGGUUGCGGCAUGCCCCCUCCGUUCCGCAUUGCUGUCCUGGGGGCGCAGGGUGUGGGCAAAACUGCCAUCGUGCAGCGCUUCCUCCACGAUGACUACAGCGAGGGGCCGGUCCCAGCAACCAGCCACGCCCGCCGUGUCCAUCUGUCGGCCGCUGUGCUCAAUGGCCACGUGCACGACCUGCAGAUCACAGACUACCCCGCCAUCCCCAGCUUCCCGGGCAGCUCUCUGCAGGAGUGGACAGACUCCUGCUGCCGAGGUGUUCGCAGUGCUCAUGUCUACAUCCUGGUUUAUGACAUCUGCUGCUUCGACAGCUUUGAAUACGUCAAGACCAUCCGCCAGCAGAUUCUAGAGACCAGGGUGGUGGGGACGGGGGACACGCCGAUCCUGAUUGUCGGGAACAAGCGGGACCUGCAACGUGGUCGCGUCAUCCCCCGCCGCAACGUGUCCGACCUGGUGAGGAAGAACUGGAAGUGCGGCUAUGUGGAGUGUUCGGCCAAGUUCAACUGGCACGUGCUGCUGCUGUUUGGGGAAGCCCUGCGCAGCAUUGGCUGUGCCAGCUGCAAACACGUCCACGCCACCAUCCGCUUCCAGCGGGCACUGAGGAACGAGCGCUGUGCUCUCAUGUGAUUCACACUGUGGUGGGGUGCGAGCGACGCCAGGCGACGUUGAGGGCCACUGAUACAGUGAACCUUCCUUUGACCACCUGAGAACUACUGAUGGACCACUGGGACUAAACACAUGUUUGCAACAUGUGAAACUAUGGUUUUGAAACGCAACAGCUCCCUGUUUUGCUAUUGCCAUCUUAUGGAGAGUACAGCCCUAGAUAUGUUAUUGUCAUGGAGGCAGCUAAUUCAAACAAAUCCCCCUGGCUGUGCACAAUUCUGAACCAAGUCCACAAAAGGAACUUUGUAGUGUCAAGUCAUCACUCCACACUGACAGAUUGGCUUGUUACUUGUCUAAGCUGAGUGUUGAUCGGAGUAUGACAUCCAUAAUGUCAAAGCCCUCUUCGGCGUGAGAUCUACCGAUGUGGGGACAGGCGGAUAGAUACUCACUGGGGCUCAGUGAAUUAUCCUUUCAUGCCCUGAAGUGUCUUGAAGAUGCUAUUCUCAAGCCCAUCUAAAAAAAAGCACAAAAAACUAA
Messenger RNA from Esox lucius (northern pike), 1570 nucleotides. Its product is annotated as ras-like protein family member 10B. Bases 368 to 1057 code for a protein of 229 amino acids. NCBI's taxonomy places the organism in Eukaryota, Metazoa, Chordata, Actinopteri, Esociformes, Esocidae. The transcript is spliced from 4 exons. The record is from RefSeq and is a predicted model, not a curated record. Gene Ontology annotation, molecular function: GTP binding; GTPase activity.